GUGCACUUGGCUGGGCGGAAGCAGAGGCUUCCAGCACCUGGGAAGGUGAGGACGCGAGGGGGCUGUGAAGCUAGCUUCAGCUUCACCUCCCUCACUCAUUCAGCAUGGGGGAGAAGUCGGAGAACUGUAGUGUUCCAGAAGAUCUUUUCAAUGGUUUGAAAGUUACAGAUCCCCAGGAAGCAGCAUGUGCUCGCCCUGUGUUUUCUAAUCCCAAAGAUGACCAUUCUCAGAGCCAGCUGCGGGAGGCUGCUGAAGCCCAUCCCCACGAAGACCAGGAAGAAGAGGAGUGCUUUCACGCCUGCAGGUCCUCGUUUGAGGAGGACGAAGAGCCAGGAGUGGACAAGGUUGAGAACAAAGCCGAUGAUGAUGUGACUCCCUCCGAACCGGAUGAAGAAUACCUAAUGGAACUGGAAAAAAACAUGCCAGAUGAAGAGAAACAGAAAAGAAGAGAGGAGAGCACUAGACUAAAGGAGGCAGGGAAUGAACAGUUCAAGAAAGGAGAUUAUAUAGAAGCUGAGAGUUCUUACAGUCAAGCCCUUCAGAUGUGCCCAUCCUGUUUCCAAAAAGACAGGUCUAUUCUGUUCUCAAAUAGAGGUGCCGCAAGGAUGAAACAGGACAAGAAAGAGAUGGCCAUCAGUGACUGCAGCAAAGCCAUCCAGUUGAAUCCCACCUAUAUCAGGGCAAUAUUGAGGAGAGCAGAGUUGUACGAGAAAACUGACAAGCUAGAUGAAGCCCUGGAAGACUAUAAAUCCAUAUUAGAAAAAGAUCCAUCAGUUCAUCAAGCAAGAGAAGCUUGUAUGAGAUUACCUAAGCAAAUUGAAGAACGGAAUGAAAGACUCAAGGAAGAGAUGUUGGGCAAACUGAAAGAUCUCGGGAACUUGGUUCUCCGACCUUUUGGACUCUCCACAGAAAAUUUCCAGAUCAAACAGGAUUCCUCUACUGGCUCCUACUCCAUCAAUUUUGUUCAAAAUCCAAACAACAACAGAUAACAAAGAUAACAGUACAUGAAAGGCUGGCUGGAAGUUGUGUGCUGCUCGCCAUUGGCAUAGGCACAGGCCCUGCAAAACUUCACUGUAGACGCAUCUUAUCUCAGACAGGCUGCCCUGCGCCGGGCGCUGCCCAUUCUCCCAUCCCCUCAUGUAUCCUGAGCAGGGUCGGCCGCACCUCCUGUUGUCAGGAGCCUCUUGUGAUUUUAUUUCAAGGUGGUGUCUGCGCUAUUACCCCGGUUCUGUCCCUGGGGUCUGUCCGGGCUGACCUCCCAGAGGCAGCAGCAACACAAGCCCUGUUUGUAUCCCCUGGACCCAGCAGACCUGUGGACUGGGGAGAUUCUGAUGCACCUCCUGCCCACUGCCCCCUCCGAGGCACCCACCGCCAGGCUGCCUGCCGCCUGACUCCUGUGUGGUAAUAAACGCUUUCUCUGCUGGUCUGAGCUGGGUGAAUUUUGUCCCUCAAAACAGAGCAACAGGCUUCCCUGACUUGGGAGCUGGGCCAGUUCCAGCUCCACAAAUCUGCCCAGUCUUAAUUGAAGAUUUUGAAGAGGUGCCCUUAGCCCCUCAUCCUAGAAUCCCAACACCCCACCCCUCAUACACCUUAAAUGCCACCUCCAUCAUCUAAAGUUAGACUCACUUCACUCGAGAAUGGCAGCUUGUGACAAGAUCAUAUGCUUGGAGACCAUGGGAUGUGGGUUUUUUCCUAGAGAUAGUUGAUGCUGGUGAAACACUUUCCGGGGAUGUGGUUUGCAUGUCAAAGCGACCUGCCAGCUUCCCUUGGCAGCGGCAGAAGCGACGCCCACCUGCAGUGAGCGUGGUGGGGUGCUUUGCCAAGCCUGCCUCCCAGGUUAAGAUGGAACUCAGCGUGCAGUUUACUAGGGGACAGGGAGGUUAAUUUUGCUCUGCUGUCUUCUGCAUGUCAUUUUCCCAAAAAGGUUGUGAAACCUCACACGAGCUGUGUGUGCACCUGCUUCGGAAGCACAGCCAGCACAGUGUGGGGCUCAGCCUCACAUCUUUUGAUCAAAGGAGUCUUUCACACUGACAAGAUUUGAGGAGCUUUGGUGUCUUUGGAUUAUAUCUAUUGGUAUAAAACAUGUUAGAAAAUCAGUAUUUCUUAAAUACUUAAUCUCUCAAAAUGAAUACAUUUCAUGUUAAUAUGUUUAGAAAAAUAUCUUCUGUGUUGGUGAUAUUGUUUUACAUUUUUGCAAAUCUCUUUAAUGUGCAACUUGAUAGAAGACCGCUAGAUUCUCAGGCCCGCUUCUGUCCUCAGUUCAUCAGGAGGAUGGCACACCCUCAUCUUUGGAAAAUUGUGCGUGCUCAUGAUGGAAUGACCAUAAAAGCAGAGCCCCCUUAGCAUUGCUAUGAAAAGUUUGACCUCAGGGACACCUGAAAGGGUCUCAGGAACCUGGGGAUCCUCAAAGUACCUCGAGAACUGCUUCGCCAAGGCUGAGAAGAAAGGUCAGGACUGAGAUCCCUGCAAGGUCGUUUCUGCUUUCAGAGAAAAAGAAUUGUUUGCAUGGUAACAAGCUAAGACACCAGCAUCCCUGCAGGAUGGCGCGGUCUUGCUGCUUAGGCCUCCACCUCCGAUCCCCCCUCCACCACACAACCCCCUCAGGAUACACAUGGGGCUGGUGGCGGGUGCGUCUCAGGCGGCACAGUGUGCAUCUGGAGGAGAGGAAGGGAUCCGAGGUGAGUGUUUGCUUAAGCCAGGGAGUUCUUACCUACACCGUUACCUGAGUCCAAAGUCCAGGAAGACACGUGAAUUCAGACCUUUUAAAAAUGUCUGACAGUAAAAAAAUCUUGAAAGGGUUCAAAGAAGUUCGGGAAGUAUACGGGAAGAAGGGAAUUAAAAAUUGAAAUAAUGAUUUUCUAGCGUUUUAUACCUGUCUUUGUGUCCUGUAGCUCAAAUAGGUGAUUUUAAAGUUCUGUGAGCCUUCCUCUCAAAGUAUACACAAUUUACUUGGAAGGGAAUCACGCAGUGACAUUGUAUAUGCUCUCAUUCUAGUGGUACUGCUGUGGAUCAAAAUACUUUUGCACCUCCUAGAAUUUCUUCGAAGACUCAGACAUUUUAAAAAUACCAUAUCCUCUGGACUGCAAGUAGGCCCUGAGCUCCGAGAAGGUAAGGGCUCCACUUAACACACCAGCACCUACUGGUUGCGCAGGUGGGCCAGUCUCAGCUUCCAGGCCCUUCUCUUGGUACCUGUCCCUGGCUAUUAACCACUCUGUUAUCCUCCCCGUAGAUGCUAAGACACAGCCCAUGAUUCAGUGGUGCCUGCUGUUGGAAUGGGGGGUGGGGGACAGUGUGGUUUCCCCCUUCAGGCCACACUGACUCAGGACUUCCUGCACCUCCUCCAGAAGGGCCUGGCUCCUCUCCUUCAGCCAGCUGCACCUCUGCCAGGCGGCUUUCUAGGCAUUAGAUCCAGUAAUUGGGCCACAAAGCUUGUAGCCACUUGUGGAAUCAACUGUAGCCCCUCGAGCCACCGUGUAACCUCAGAUGCUGAGACUUUGAGGCCUGUAAGCUGGGCUGGGUUUUAAUCUUUGUAUCACAGUAAUGGCGAGCACUGGCCUUGAGACUUCAGAAGUCCCCAGCUUGUCCAGGAGCUGUGGCCUCCCAGACCCUCCCAACCCACGUUGCCCUCAGUCUGCUCUGCAUUUGUCUCCAGGCUGCAUCUUCACAGCCUCCCCAGCGGCACACAAGACCCUUCGCCCCCAGAACCAGGAUGGUCCCCACAGAAAGUGCUCGCUCAUGUGCUAGGACUCCCGUGCAGACAGUGGACCAAUCGCUUCCUUCUCGUGUCAGGGACUGGACCUGUGGUGAGAUGCUGUUCUUAGACCUCCUUCGACCCCCUUCCAGGAGCUCCAGGGUGCCCGUGCACCUCCCUGUCCUCACAAGCAGUUUGGGUUUUAUUUCCUUUUGCACUUCACCCCCUCCCCCAACCCCUGCCGCACACACACCCCCAAAAAAAAUGCCACAUCGUAUCACCUUACAAAUCACUGCUCCCAGGAACAGACUGCCAGGUGUGAGGUGGGGCAGCCUGGGGAGACAAGGCCUCAGACACACUUGAGUCAGAGGCAAGACUGACUGCUCAGGCAAGGGUCAAGCGGUGGCGUGUUUCUGAAGGCGGGGGUGGCUGGGGAGAGGUGGUGGCCCUGGUGUAAUUCCUGGGGUGGCUCAGUCCACAGCUACAGCUGUUUGAGGCCACACAGCACUUCAGCUCCACUCCAGCCUGUCUGAGGACCUGGUGCAGGUGGGAGACGUAGUCCUGACGAGGGGACGCACUUGUCAGCAAAGCUUUCACAAAAGAGGGAAGGCCGGGCCUCCCCGGUGGCGCAGCGGGUUGAGCACAGCCUCUUCAGUGCGGGUUUGAUUCCGGGCGGGCCAGGGAGAUUCCCACAUGGCGCGGCAGACCUCUACUGUCUCCCUCGCUGCUCCCCUCAGCAGUGCUUUCAGUUUGUCUGCCUGUUCUGCUCCCCACUCUCUCUGGUGAGUCCCCUCACCCUCCCGUGCCUCUGGCCUGUACCCCCCAGCUCUUACAUAAAUAAAAAAUAAAUCUUUGAAAAAACAAGGGAAGGCUGAGAAAGGACCAGAGGAUGUGAGGCAGCGGAGUGAGGUCAUGGUGCCCCGCUCACCCGAGAGAGAUUGGAGAGGGCCCAGCAACCCCAGGGCAGGGUACAGGUCAGAGACACCACGUGGGCAGAAAUCGGUUGGCAGCCCUGCCCCUGAUCGUGACUGGCUGUACCGGAGAGAGGAUCCAGGUGAGAGGGAAGCCCGUGAUGCCAUGCGCAGCCCAGCCUCCCUAAGCCUCCCAUCUUCCUGGGAUUUGUGUCCCCUCCCCAUUUCCUGCUGUUACCCAACCUGCCCUCCCCUCCUGUGGCGCUUACCCAACCCCUGCCCUUAGCCAGCUCCUUUCAGGGGGGCUCCUCUGCGCCUACAUACACGUCAGCCCUCCCAUCACCUGCGUGUGCUUUCAAACAGGAGGUGGGUGCACAUUUCACCACAGGGGCAGGACAUCUGUUCCUGGGGGCGGCCGAGUAAGAGCUGCAGAGAGAGGCUGUCAUCUCCAGUCACCCCUGCUGUGUGAAGAGCCACCCUGAGCCCACACUGUUAAUGAGAAAUGGAUCCCCCAGCAGAGCUGGAGGUGCAGAUACCUGGAAGGAUGUGGGGGGCCGUCAGAGACCCCAGCGGCAACUUAUGAAAAUGGGUCAUGGUGCUCUCCCUCCUGUGUGCAGGCGCCCACCGCAUCCUCCUGGCCCAAGCUGGUAAGCGCCCACAGGAAGGGCGGGCACGUGGGUGCUCAUUU
Talpa occidentalis (Iberian mole) is the source of this 5290-nucleotide messenger RNA. It is a transcript of the gene TTC1, whose product is annotated as tetratricopeptide repeat domain 1. The record is from RefSeq and is a predicted model, not a curated record. Bases 105 to 989 code for a protein of 294 amino acids. The transcript is spliced from 8 exons. Lineage: Eukaryota; Metazoa; Chordata; Mammalia; Eulipotyphla; Talpidae. Gene Ontology annotation, molecular function: protein binding.